UAAAUUGAUGUCUGACAGGCAACUGGCGGCAGAAAGCGAUAAGAGGCUGUACUGGAUGACAUCAUUUCAGGAAUAUAGGCGCAUGCCUCCUGUCGUCUGCUUCAGGAAAUAUUUCGGAGAAAUUUCUGAUAAUACUAUUCUCUUUCAUUAAAAUAUCAUACCAACAAUUGCAUAGCGUUCAAUCCAAUACGGUGGGUGGAUGCAUUAUUGUGUAAAUUUAUGAAAUAUAAAUCAUCUUGGGAUAAACACCUUAUACUUAUGUGCCUUUGAUUGAGGACGUAUAUAUACUUAUCUUCCAUAUAACCAGGACGUAUUUAAUGUUUAAGAUCUGUGAGAUGAGUGUAUGAAAUACAAAGACAACUUUUUUAACACUCGCAUCUUAAACAACAAUUUGAAUAUUCGGAUACGAAGAAAUAAUAAGUUUGGGUUAAAAAGCGUAAAGCAGACGAACAAAAUGUCAGGAGCGGAAGCGUUCAUGGGCAGCUGGCGGGAAGAGGAAAAGGAAGGAUAUGAGGCGAUGGUCACGGCCCUAGGUUUACCCGAGGAAAAGAAAGAGUUCUUUAAGAACGCGCGAACGGAAAUAACGUACCGACGUGACGGCGACGUCUGGGAGAUUAACGUCGGUAUGCAAGGUGCCCCACAAACGCGGACAUUCCGAUUCAAACCCGGGGAGCAAUAUGAGUUAGCCUCGCUCGAUUGUUCGCCUAUGAAGAGUGUUGUAACAGUGGACGGUGACAAACUGCAAGAGAAACACAUAGACGAUAACUUACAUGGAAUGGAUAUGAACAUUACCAGAUAUAUAGAUGGAGGCAAAAUGAUCGUGGAAACACACGUGGGUGAAUUACGUAUGCGAUCGAUCUACGCGCGUAUAUAGAACAUCUGCUUACUGGAACUUUACUAGAUGUCUUGUGUCUACGAGUGUAUAUCAUUCAUAUGGUAAUCAAUGUAUAUAAAAUGGUCUUAACAUACGCUUGGCAACUUGAUAUGUGAUAAGAAAUUUAAACUAUUACAGGUAUGCCAAUAUAGGGUAUGUGCUCUGAUAAAAAUGAUAAAUAAGUCUAGAUCUUGAUGUAGCAUUUUGCGUUAUAAAAGCUUUUCCAGAAUACUUUUUCCGGAAUAAAACCAAAACAAACUUAAACGGCAUAUGCUUUCUGCUUGAGAUGUACAGUAGCUUAAUUAAAU
Messenger RNA from Mya arenaria, 1182 nucleotides. Its product is annotated as fatty acid-binding protein 10-A, liver basic-like. Gene Ontology annotation, biological process: fatty acid transport. Gene Ontology annotation, cellular component: cytosol; nucleus. The record is from RefSeq and is a predicted model, not a curated record. The transcript is spliced from 4 exons. Lineage: Eukaryota; Metazoa; Mollusca; Bivalvia; Myida; Myidae. Gene Ontology annotation, molecular function: fatty acid binding. The coding region runs from base 344 to 874 and encodes 176 amino acids.